AGCCCGCACCCUGCCGCCGUUGCCGCCGCCGCCGCCUCCGUUGCCUCUGCCCGGUUGUGCCUCAGACUGUCAGAUAAAGCGGCGGACUGAGCCGGCGGGGCUUCGAGCACGGCCCGGGCCGGACAUGGCGGCGCUCUACGCCUGCACCAAGUGCCACCAGCGCUUUCCCUUCGAGGCGCUGUCUCAGGGGCAGCAGCUGUGCAAGGAAUGCCGGAUUGCACACCCUGUUGUGAAGUGCACCUACUGUAGGACUGAGUACCAGCAGGAGAGUAAAACCAGUACAAUAUGCAAGAAAUGUGCUCAGAACGUGCAGUUGUAUGGAACGCCCAAACCGUGUCAGUAUUGCAAUAUAAUUGCAGCAUUUAUUGGCAACAAAUGCCAGCGCUGCACAAAUUCAGAGAAGAAGUAUGGACCGCCAUAUUCUUGUGAACAGUGCAAGCAGCAGUGUGCAUUUGACAGGAAAGAUGACAGAAAGAAGGUAGAUGGGAAGUUGCUUUGCUGGCUGUGCACACUCUCAUACAAACGGGUCCUUCAGAAGACCAAAGAGCAGAGGAAGCACCUGAGCAGCUCUUCCCGCGCCAGCCACCAGGAGAAGGAGCAGUACAGUCGACUGAGUAGUGGCAGCCAUUAUAACAGCCAGAAAACACUUUCUACGUCUUCAAUUCAAAAUGAAAUCCCAAAGAAAAAGUCCAAGUUUGAGUCAAUCACAACCAAUGGAGACAGCUUUUCCCCAGACCUGGCUCUGGACUCACCAGGCACUGACCACUUUGUCAUCAUUGCCCAACUGAAGGAAGAAGUGGCCACUCUAAAGAAGAUGCUGCAUCAAAAAGAUCAAAUGAUUUUAGAGAAGGAGAAGAAGAUCACAGAGUUGAAGGCUGAUUUUCAAUACCAAGAAUCUCAGAUGAGAGCCAAAAUGAACCAAAUGGAGAAAACCCACAAAGAAGUCACAGAACAAUUGCAGGCCAAAAACAGAGAGCUUCUGAAACAAGCAGCUGCCUUGUCCAAGAGCAAGAAGUUGGAGAAGUCAGGAGCUAUAACCUCUCCGUGAGAGACCACAAGGAGGUUCGCCAGCAACAGCAAAUGGAUUCCUGGGUUAGGGUUGGCGAGUUGGGAACUGCAAGUUUUCUUAAGAAAUCUCUAUUUUAUUACAGUUAACCUUUGUGUGAUUGCAGUGGGCUGAAUGGAAACACCUGUUUUUCACUGUGUUAUGACUGCAUGCUUGAAUGUUUGGAGUUUCAGGCUCUUUUUCUCUCACUCUCACUCUCACUCUCCCAAUCCUCUCUCCUCCCUUUCCCCCACCUUCUCACAGUACUACUAGCUCUGUCUCUCUCUGUACUGCUUUUUUCUUCUUCUUUUUUAUGGUGGUUACUGCUCAGUGUUAUGUGCAGAAUGAUUUUUUUGUCCAUUGUUGAAUCCUGCAAUACCCAUGAACAAAUAGUUUGGCAUUAAUUUCCUAUCACUGCCACCCUCUGAACUUUGAAAACUGCCACCUUAAGACUUGGUAUAAUGGACAAAGCUUUCUCUCUCCAAUAAACCUUUUGCUUCAGGGUAUACCCUUGGGUUUAUUUCCAGGUAUAUUACGUAUGAACUUUGUACUAUGUAUAGCCAGAAUUUUAUUUAUUUAAAAAAAAAAGAAUUUUUCUUGGCAAAGGAAUAAUGGUAGCCUAGCUUGUUCUUCUUGUAAAAGUGAUGCCUCUUUUUUAAAAAAAUCCUACUCUAGCUUUUAGUAAAAGAAUCAAAUCUUUUCUUUCUUGUUAUCUUGGAGUCUUAAAAACUGAUUGUUAAGGUGAAACAAUUCAGUGCAUAAGUAUGGAGUUAAGUGCCUUUUGGAGGAUUUCUUGGAAGAGCAUUUAAGAAGAUACUUAGGGUGGUAGCAGAGAUUUGAAUGGUCUGUCUUUGUAAGUAAGGGCAGAAAGAAAGGUUGUCCAGGUUGUACUGGACACUUCCCUCCCCCACCCCUUUCCUGAUUGUUUUUAUGUGACUGUUUUAAAUUCUCACACUGCCACUUCUUUUAACAAAAAACCAAAAACCCUUACUUGCUUAGAUCAGUUGUCAUACUUGGCCAUUGUCAGAGAAGAUUUUUUUUACAUGAGCAGAUUCAAAAUGGGAUAAUAUUUAAACUACAGAGCUUUUGGGGGUCAGUACAGCUGCUCAAGUAUGAACUCUGAGUCUGGUUGAAAGAAAUGAUAUCACUGUAACUUCUCCCCUCCUCACCUUCUCCAGCCUGUAUACUCCCUGUUUUUAACAUAAAUGCAUUGAAAACAGGUGCUGUUCUCAGAAGCAGCUUGGUCUUAGCCAGAAUUGUUCAUGUCUAUUCUCUCUUCUUGACCCAAUAAGCAGGCACAUGGUUUUACUUUUCUAGGAGAGGGGAUAAGUUUGCAUUUCUAGCCUUACUCUCAGGUCCUCUAUAUGAUGUUUGUGAAAGAAAUUAGAGACAUGUAGUGUGCCAUGAUACAGUAUAACCAACUAUCUUGGAAUCAUUAACGCAGGGGGGUACUUGAGUUAGAGGAAAUCAUGAGGGCAGAGGACAUUUGUACCUCAGGCUACCAAUAUUGUAGCAGGAAGUUUAACUUACUAGGCAUUUCCUAGAAGCGAACACUUACCAGUGUGAUAGCAUUCUCACAAGUGGACCCAGGCAUGUAAGGGGCAGAUGUGGGAAUGGGAGGCUUCCUUCUGAUGAGAGAAACAAUAGGCCAUGCUGUUUCUAUGUCACUCUAGGAAGGGUGGUAAUGUUUCCUUCCAAGCAAGGGAAAAGGCAGUGCUAAAUAGUUUUAUAACUUUUUGAAUGAGAAACUUUUAGGUAAAGACAAACUGUCAGAUAAUAUUUUUCAAAUGCACAUAUGUUGACUGUGGGGAAAAGAUUGUAAAAAAAAAGUUACAGUCAUGGUUUUUGUUUAAUUUUAAAGACUUGAGAAAUUCUGUUACAUGAAGUGACAAUAUAAAAGCAUAUUUUAUACUAAAUCUUUUUUUAAGAUCUUGGCACUUAUAUAAAGCAAAUUCACGCAUUUUCUAACUUUCUACAAGUUCUAAAAAGGGAAGGAAGAAACCUCAGUCUUGCAAUUUUGGUUUUUAAAAAUCAUGACACUGUUUUACCAUGAAAUUGAGUAGCUAACUUUUGGUAACAUCUUUUGUUUAUUUGUAUGUUUGUGAUAAUGGACAUUUUAAAACAGGAAUGUUUUGGUUUGUACAGACUUUGACAAAUGUGCGUUAAUAAAAAUUCAUAUUGAGUCAAGUAUAA
Myotis lucifugus (little brown bat) is the source of this 3238-nucleotide messenger RNA. It is a transcript of the gene FAM76A, whose product is annotated as family with sequence similarity 76 member A. The transcript is spliced from 9 exons. The coding region runs from base 125 to 1048 and encodes 307 amino acids. NCBI's taxonomy places the organism in Eukaryota, Metazoa, Chordata, Mammalia, Chiroptera, Vespertilionidae. The record is from RefSeq and is a predicted model, not a curated record.